Aspergillus pseudotamarii is the source of this 6354-nucleotide messenger RNA. Its product is annotated as type I polyketide synthase. The transcript is spliced from 6 exons. Gene Ontology annotation, biological process: fatty acid biosynthetic process. Lineage: Eukaryota; Fungi; Ascomycota; Eurotiomycetes; Eurotiales; Aspergillaceae. The record is from RefSeq and is a predicted model, not a curated record. The coding region runs from base 1 to 6354 and encodes 2117 amino acids. Gene Ontology annotation, molecular function: phosphopantetheine binding; 3-oxoacyl-[acyl-carrier-protein] synthase activity; fatty acid synthase activity.
AUGAGAGCCUUUCUAUUCACAGAUCAGCUCGUUGAUGGGCAACAAAGCCUUCCCUCUGCUAAUCGAAUAAAUCGUGGAUCUAUAUUACUGAAUGCCUUUUUGUCAAAGGUACAUGUUGCUCUACGGGACGAGAUCAGCUUGCUGCCAGCACUAUGCCGCGCACAGCUCCCACCUUUUAACAGUGUGAUCGACCUCAUUGAGCGAGUGCGGUCUCAGCGGGUGAAAAGAUUAGAAAUUUCCAUCGCGUUGCUUUGUGUCUAUCAAUUAUCACUAUUUUUCCAAUUGGUUGAAGACAACGAAGACCAAUUCCCCUCCAGGGAUGAUGUUAUCUUGGGCCAUGGGCCUGGCCUAUUAUCAGCCGCUGCAGUAGCAUGUGCCUCGACACCUCUACAGUUAGUUGACCUGGCGGUUGAGGCUGUACGCUUAGCGUUCCGGACAGGUGUUGUUAUAAUGAAGGCUGGCGGAGGCAUUGAUCAGCCAGGUCCCGAGCAUAGCUUCCGUCUCAUUGCAGAAGGUUCUCUCGAAGACAUCACUCGCGAGUUAAAGGAUAUCCAGGAUGAGCUGGAAAUCCCCAAGCAUUCUCGAGCUUACGCCUCGCUCGCCGACCAAAGGACGUGCGUCAUCAGUGGGCAUGAAUCGCGGCUCGCGUUCCUAGCCUCGCGGCUACGUGGGCGAACAUUGCAGAGAACCACGGCCCUCAUCCCUGGGCUUUGGCACGCACCUCAUCUUUACCAAGAACAUGACGUGGACGAAGUAUUACAGCGGCGAGCAGAGGUCCUAAAGGAGAUUUCGCCCCCUUGUCGCCCGAUUAUUUCGUCCUUGACCCGCGAGUCAAUCGAUAGCGGCAAUGGAAGGGCUUGUUUCGAACAGGCUGUCCAUGAAAUAUUACGCGAGACCGCGCGUUGGGAUAUCAUGCAACAAGAGCUCGCCAAUAUUUUCCAGAGGAGCACGGAAUCUUUUAUUGAGAUCUUCGCCUUUUCUGGAGAGCAGGCUACCACAAGCCUCUCCAAUGCCAUCGAAAAACCGGGGAAAGAAAAGCCCAUAGUCAUAAGGCCAAUGUCAGAAAGUGUACCAUCGCGGGUCAAUGAACUCCCGACAAAUGACUCAGGCCGCGAGAAAAUCGCUAUCGUUGGGUUUUCCGGUCGUUUUCCAGGGGCUCCUGACGUUGAAGCACUGUGGAAAGUCCUAGAAAAUGGGAGAGAUAUGCACCGAACGAUUCCUAAAGAUCGCUUUCCAGUUGAGACGCAUUACGACCCCACUGGGAAGACGAACAACACUAGUCAUACUCCUUACGGCUGUUUCAUCGAGGAGCCUGGUCUGUUCGAUCCGCGAUUCUUCAACAUGUCCCCACGGGAAGCCACACAGACGGACCCAAUGCAUCGCUUGGCAAUUGUCACAGCAUAUGAGGCCAUGGAAAUGUCUGGCUUUGUCCUUAAUAGUACCCCUUCAACUAUGGCAGACCGUGUGGGUACAUUCUAUGGUCAAACCUCGGAUGACUGGCGUGAGGUCAAUGCCGCUCAGCACAUCGAAACCUACUUUAUUCCAGGUGGUGUUCGGGCCUUUGCUCCCGGUCGUAUAAACUACCACUUUGGGUUCCGUGGGCCCAGUUAUAGUGUAGACACGGCUUGUUCCUCGAGUUUUGCUGCACUGCAUAUUGCCUGCACCGCACUCAAGGCGGGCGAGUGUGACACAGCUGUAACAGGAGGAGUUAACAUUCUUACUGCACCAGACAUCUACGCCGGGCUCAGUCGAGGGCAGUUUUUGUCCAAAACAGGAUCAUGCAAGACGUGGGAUCAGGGCGCAGAUGGAUACUGCCGUGCAGAUGCAGUCGGAAGUGUUGUUCUCAAACGUCUGGAUGAUGCUGUGGCGGAGAAGGAUCCAAUCUUUGGAGUCAUUCUUGCAUCCUCGACAAACCACUGUGCAGAUGCAGUGUCCAUUACCAAUCCCCACAGUGGAAAUCAGGCGGAACUGUACGAGACUAUCUUGCACACAGCUGGUGUCAACCCUUUGGAGGUAAGCUAUGUGGAGAUGCAUGGAACUGGUACACAGACCGGUGAUCUUGCGGAAACACGGUCUGUGACGAGCGUCUUUGCUCCGAAGGGAGCACGUUCAGAGCGUGAGAAUCUAUAUAUCGGGGCACUGAAAUCCAACAUUGGCCACAGUGAAGCCGCUGCCGGUAUAUCAUCACUGAUUAAGGUUCUUAUGAUGAUGGAAAAGCAAGCGAUUCCACCUCAUGUCGGUAUCAAGACAGCCAUGAACCCUCAGCUCCCUGAUUUUGACUCUCUCAAUGUGAAAAUUCCUUUCAAGCAGCAACCAUGGCCGGCCGUUGCUGGAAAGCCUCGAAUUGCCUUCGUUAACAGCUUCAGUGCUGCUGGAGGUAAUACAGCUGUCCUACUACAGGAGGGGUCGAGAAUGCAACCAGUAAAAGACCAUGACCCUCGUCCAUUCUUGCCCUUCGUCGUAUCAGCGAAGUCAUUGUCAGCAUUGCGCAACAACAUAUCAACGCUCAUCGAAUGGAUUGACGAGAAUCCUGAUGUUUCUCUCGGGAGCCUAUCGUACAGUUUGACAGCUCGGCGAGUGCACUAUAGCAACCGUAUAGCGAUAACCGCAACUAGCCGUCAUACGUCCAACGUGACCCCAGCUCCAACAAAGCCCCCUAAGGUUGUGUUCGUCUUUACUGGUCAAGGCGUUUUCUAUACAGGGUUGGCUCAACAGCUGUACGAGCUGAAUCGUGAUUUCCGUGACAGGAUUCAGCAGCUAGAUCGCUUAUCGGUUGAUUUGAGCUUCCCUUCGAUCCUCCCGAUUAUUAAGGGCAAAUGUGCAACUGAGGACGCAUCCCCAAUGGUUGCCCAGUUGACGCUAACUUGCGUCCAGAUGGCCCUCGUGCAUCUGUGGCAGUCAUGGGGAGUCCAGCCGGCUGCAGUCAUUGGCCACAGUCUGGGCGAAUACGCUGCCCUGCAUGCCGCAGGUGUUUUGAGCACCGUGGAUACGAUUCAUUUAGUUGGGCAACGCGCCCGGUUGCUUGAGCAGCACACAACGGCUGGCACCCAUGGUAUGAUUGCUGUAAAUGCAUCAAUUGAUGAACUUCGUCAUACUUCAGGUCUCCCCACAUUCGACCUAGCCUGCUCUAACACUCCAAGUGAAUCGGUUCUCUCGGGAAGCAGAGAGAACAUCCAGCAGCUGCAACGAGGGUUGACUAAUGCCGGAUUCAAGUUCAAGGUUCUGGAUAUUCCGUAUUCGUUUCAUUCAGCCCAGCUUGAUCCUAUCCUGGAGGAAUUUGAAUCUAUAGCAUCGUCUACGAUCUUCAACCAUCCGAAUGUACCAGUUAUAUCCCCACUUCUUGGGGAUGUCAUCUCUACUGAUGGAAUAUUCAAUCCUUCGUAUCUCGCUCGUCAUGCCCGGGAGACUGUGAACUUUGCCACAGCCAUUCAAAGUGCUGUCGAUGCGAAGUUCCUGGACGCUAAGACAGUGCUACUUGAGAUCGGCGCUCAUCCAAUUUGCUCGAGAAUGGUACAGACCAUGGUUGGUGGCAGCAUGACAGCCGCCCCUUCCCUUAAGAGAGGUGAAGAUUCCUGGAAGACAGUGGUAGUUGCGACGGGAGCGCUUCUUACUGCUGGUGUUCCCAUAGACUGGCACCAAUUUCACCGCGAGUACAAUGCCAGCCAUGAAUUCCUGCGCCUUCCCCAAUAUCGCUUCGACAACAAAAACUACUGGAUUGACUACGUAAACGACUGGUGUCUGCACAAGGUUGAUCCACGCAAUCGCAAGGCCCUGCAUGGUAUGGAGCCUGCUUCAGUUACGCCGAAGUUGUCAACGACGUCCGUGCACAGGAUUGCCUUUGAGGAGUUCAAUGCCAACAAAGGCCGGGUGGUGACACAGUCAGACAUGUCGGAUCCGGUGUUACGCGAAGCUAUUCGGGGACACAUGGUCAACGGUGCCGGGCUCUGCCCUUCAUCCCUCUAUGCGGAUAUGGCACUUACGGUUUGUGAAUAUAUUAUCGCAGAGCUUAAGCAGGACAAGAAAAAUAUUGGUCUCAAUGUUGGACAUAUGGAAGUUAUGAACCCACUGAUUGUGAAGGACAACAUCACCGCCUCUCAGCUCCUCCAGCUCUCUGUCACUGCUGAUUUGGCGCAGAAGCAAGCAUCUCUGCAGUAUACCAGUGUGGACAAUGACGGAAAAGAGCUUGCAGUCCAUGCUAAGUGUGUUGUGAACUUUGAAGAUAAAGCGAACUGGAUUCCUGAGUGGGAAGAGAACACAUUCUGGAUAAAAGAUCGUAUCUCGAUGUUGCAAGACAAGCUUGACCGCAAUGAAGCAGACAAGGUAUCUCGAGGAACCGCAUAUAAGCUCUUCGCCUCACUUGUUUCGUACUCGCGUCCCUUCCAGGGCAUGGAAGAGAUCAUCUUUGACGGCAAAAAUGUUGAAGGUACCGCUAAGGUUGCAUUCCAAACCGAGGACAAGGAUGGGAAGUUCACGGUCAAUCCGUUCUGGAUUGAUAGCUCUGCCCAUAUUUCUGGAUUUCUCCUUAAUGGUGGUGGUGCUGCUGGGUCAGAUGCUGUCUACAUUUCUCAUGGCUGGAAAUCUAUGAGAUUUGCUCGCGCAUUGGAUCGCUCUACUGUCUACACAACUUACGUGAAGAUGCAGCCUGCGCCAAAUAAUGUUAUGGUCGGAAAUGUCUAUAUUCUCCAUGGAGAUGAGGUCAUUGGUGUUGUUGGAGGAUUGAAGUUCCAGCGUAUUCCACGCAAUAUUCUUAAUCGCCUAUUACCGCCAGCAGGUGUAACAAAGCCUGCAGCUUCAACUCCAGCAGCGGUUCCAACAGCAGUCACGGCCAGGCAUUCACGAAACACUCAGAGGCCGGAGCCGACUGUCAAGUCUCGUGAACCUCAGCCGGCCCCCUCAGUUCCUAGCCCUAUCGAACAUGCGAAGAGGAUAAUCGCUGAGGAAUCCGAUCUAGGUAUCUCAGAGCUACAAGAUGACUGUGAAUUUGCGAAUCUGGGAAUUGAUUCCCUCCUUUCCCUCCAAAUCUCUGGGAGAAUCCGCGAGGACUUAGGUCUAGAUAUUCAGGGUUCAGCAUUCUUGGACAACGCAACAGUUGGUGACUUCAUGAGGUAUCUGCAAAGUUUUGUAGCGGCAGAGACAGCAUCCACAUCAUCGAGAUCCUCAAUGGAUGAUUCUUGGGAGGCCGCUUCCAAGGUGUCCAUUGAGUCUGAUGAAAUUCCUCCAAGGAAUGACGUGCCUGACCCGAAGAAAGACGAACUCCGCAAGAUACUUCGUGGGACGAUUGCGCGAGAGAUGGACAUUCCAUUGGAGGAUGUUACGGGCUCUGCUGAUCUCGCCUCCCUCGGCCUAGACUCUCUGAUGAGCAUCGCAAUUUUGGGUUCCCUACGGGAGCAGACAGAUCUUGUGCUCCCAUCUUCACUCUUUGUCGACCAUGCAACUGUCGCCUGUGUUGAAGAAUUCCUUGGCCUCAAUACACCUACGAACACCGCCCCUCCCAUCACUGUGCAGAAAACCCCAAAAUCGAGUACCCCAGCCAGGGAGACUGCGCCAAGCUCCACCAUAGCCUCAACAGCGCGGGCUGUGUCUAUCUUGCUCCAGGGGAAGCCGAGUAAAGCAACGAAAACACUGUUUUUGUUCCCUGAUGGCUCAGGGUCAGCCACGUCGUAUGCCACAAUUCCACCAGUCGACGCUACCAUCGCCAUUUAUGGUCUUAAUUGCCCCUUCAUGACCAACCCUUCGAAAUUCAACAUAGGAAUCAGUGGAGUUGCUACCCUAUAUCUAAAUGAAGUUCGUCGCCGCCAACCGAGGGGCCCGUACUACCUUGGUGGCUGGUCCGCAGGAGGUGUCCUCGCUUAUGAAGUUACCCAGCAGCUGAUUACUCAAGGCGAAACCGUGGAGCAGCUUGUAUUCUUCGAUUCCCCAUGCCCUGUUAACCUUCCUGCACUUCCGAACCGCUUCCACGCUUUCCUCGCAGAAUCUGGUCUUCUCGGAAGCAACGGUCAAGCUCCACCGUCCUGGCUACUUCCACAUUUUGAGGCCACCAUUAAGGCGCUCUCUGAAUAUAAGGCCAUUCCUAUCCAGCCUCACACAAAAAUUCCCAAGGUUCUUAUCAUUUGGGCACAACAUGGAGUGUGCCGCCACCCCACCGACCCGCGGCCUGUCAAGACUGACGACGAGCCGUGGAGCAUGACGUGGCUCCUCGAUAACCGUACCGACUUCGGGUUUAACGGAUGGGACAGGCUCCUGGGUACUAACUCGGUGAAAUUCAAGACAGUUGACGGUAACCACUUCACUAUGCUGAAUUAUGGAGAACAGCUUCAUGAGGUGGCGUCCUACAUCAGGGACUUCCUCUCCUAG